GUACGAGUCAUCACGGAUAUAUUAAAACUGGGCCUUGUGCACUACCGAGAAGACUUCAGGUUAUUUGUCCUCUCUCUCGUGUUGGGGAGGUCACUCAACCCACUCACUUCCGGUAUGUAUCCAUCCACAUGUUUAGUCCCCGCACAUCCACGCCUGUAGAUCGGACCCGUUCACAGAAUGGCGGUACAACUCGAGAUUUUGGUGUGGGCACUGCUCAGUUUUUAUGGGUACACCAUUAUGGCAGACAAUGAGAGCCUGUGUGUCCCCAGCGCUGCUGCCGCGACUGCAGAGGGUCGUAGCUGCAGCAGGAAGAGAUGUACUGUGGACUCAGACUGCAGAGGGCGCAACAAGAGGUGUCUGUGUGAUGGUCCUUGUGGCAUGAGCUGUGUUAACCCCAAUGGUACCUGCAGAGAGCCUGAGAUUCCCACCAAUGGUGCAGUCCUGUUUGAUCGGUUGUCCUUUCAUGGUCUGGCUGUGUACUCCUGUGAUGAUGGAUACGUGCUGUCCGGACAGGCACAGCGACAGUGCACCGGGGACCGGGAAUGGACCUGGCACACUCCAGAGUGCACAAGAAACGUUACUACGUGUGGAGAGCCACCUGAUGUCGACCACGCCAUGUAUGAUGGAGAGAGACACCGCACUGCGUUCAAUGUUGGAGAGAGGCUGUUAUAUCGCUGCAAUAGCGGUUUCUUCAGAAUUGGUCAACCCUAUAUACGAUGUGGGGAGAAUGCUCAAUGGUCCUCAGUUCAGCUAACAUGCAAAGCACGUAGCUGUGGAAAUCCUGGAGAAAUCACCAAUGGCAGGAGGGAUGGGCUUCUUUUCACCUACCCCAACCGUGUCCAGUACCGCUGCAAUUCUGGCUACACUCUUGUGGGGAGACCUAUCCGUGUCUGUCUGUCCACCCAGCAAUGGAGCGGCUCCCUGCCACGCUGUCAACCUGUCAGCUGCCCUGUUCUUGAGCAUCCUGAGAACGGACACCGAUUUGGCACAGAUGUUACCUACAACAAGGUUGUGAAGUUCACCUGCAGUACAGGGUACAUUGUAAGGGGCUCUGCGGAGCGAACUUGUGGUGCUGAUGGGACAUGGUCCGGGGAGGAGGCAAGUUGUGCAGUUAUCAACUGUGGUGAGCCUGAUCCAGUGUGGAAUGGAUUCUGGGAAGGCAGUGACUAUGGUCACCGUGCUGAAAUCAGCUUCUCUUGUCGUCGAGGGUUUCUCCAUGUUGGAGCCACGUCCGCUGUUUGUCAAGAUGAUGAAACCUGGUCCUCCCCGUCUCCACAUUGCUUUGGAAAAUGUGAGAUAAAGCAACCACCAUCCAAUGGCUACUUCUCCAGCCGGGUGUACUAUGGACAGCAGCUGGUCCAUGGAGAUACUGUGGAGGUAGCAUGUAACACAGGCUAUCGACUGGAGGGAGCAAGGCUGGUUCCAUGUGACAACGGAACCUUCGCAUUACCAUCAUGCAACCCCCGCCCGUGUGACGACAUACCUGACAUUGUUCAUGGUGAAGUAGAUGUGACAGGCCUGGCCCAUGGCAGCCUGGCCACUUUCCGCUGUGUUCGCGGCUUCCGACUGGAUGGUGCCCCACAGACAAGGUGUUAUCUUGGAACCUGGAAAACACUGCCUUCCUGCAAACCUAUCUUGUGCCCUCCACUUGAUGAGAUAGUGAACGACGCCCAGAUCCGUCUGCUGAGAGAUAGUUCGUAUGAAAGCUUCUUCCAAAAGGAUGACCUAACCCAAGGAGCAGAGGUCCUCAUAUCAUGUGCACCCGGCACCACGCUUCAGGGGCCACGGAAGGCUGAGUGUGACAACGGCCAAUGGGUGUACAGAGAAGGGCAGGGACAGCCCGUCUGCUCCCCAGAUCCGUGCCCAGGAAAUGGCGUCAACACUCAGAAUGACCACCCUGAUGAUGUUGGACAUGGUGAGAGAGUGACAUUCCAAUGUGCUGAAGGUUUUGAGGUGGCGCCUGGACAAACACAGACAACCCUGACCUGUGAGAGAGGACGAUGGAUGCCACAGAGUCCUACGUGCACUGAAGCCUGGUGUCCAUUACCAAAGAAGACAGACCAUGGGGCAUUCAGACCAGAAGUCCAGUUUGUGGCCAGUGGUGGAGAUAUUGAACUUGUCUGUGAUGACAACUAUAAACCGUCACAGCAAUCAGGAAAGAUACGCUGUCAUCAAGGAACGUGGUCAACACACCUCCCAAGUUGUCUGUAUCAUCCAGAACCAUGUAUAUUGCCUGGUCUACAACAUGGCACGUACAUUGGGAACAUCCAGGCAGGAAACCAACUCGGUCACCAGGAAACAGUCAACUACAGAUGCAGCCAAGGUCCUGGCCAAGUCAUGACAUCCCGGUGCUUUGAAGGAAACUGGAGAAGCCAUCCUCCUCACUGCACUCAAGACUGCAAAGCUGGAUACACCUUCUUCCAUGAUGGUUGUUAUAAGAUAUCCUCUGAUGUCAAAACACACCGUGAGUCCAGAGACAGCUGCCGAAGGGACGGUGCUGAACUGGUGGCAGUCAGAAAUCGGGCCGUGCAUGACUUCCUCGUCGGACGCCUUCAUGCCGCACAGUACUGGAUAGGGCUGCGGGACUCUGCUCAGGAGGGCAGCUGGCUCUACUCUGAUGGCUCACCGCUGGGCAGCUUUAACAUGUGGGGCAGUGGACAGCCUGAUGGGAACUGGUUUGGAGAUGAGGACUGUGUUGCCAUGCACAAAACUGAUGCAUACAAAUGGCAUGACUUUUACUGCCACUACAAGCGUCGCUACAUUUGUCAAUAUCAUGUUACAAUACUCAGGGAUGACCUGGACCUUAACGGGUUUGAGAAGUUUUCGGAUGCAGCAUUACUUGGACACAACAACGUUAUACAUCAGGAUACAAAGGUGGAGGAGUGUGCCAACCAGUGUCGACGUGAGGUCAAGUUCAACUGUCUGUCAUUUGACUACAAUGAGGCGGACAGAGUGUGUCAGCUGAGCUCUGAGAACAGAUGGACGGUUGGUGGCGACUUUGAGAGGAAUGCUGUAGGUUGGGACCACUAUGAGAGAAGUGUGCCAUGUGAACCUCCCAUCAUCAACAGUGAAGUGGUUUCCUUCUUCAGAGGAAAAGAAAUCCAAAUGAACACAGCUCCUCAGUUUGUGCAAAAUGACAUGAUCGUGUCCAGGUGCUUCGACAUUGGCAAGUACACAUUGCGAGGUUCCGUGGUUCGCACGUGCUUAAAUGGGAGGUGGAACGACACAGACCAUCCAUCCUGUGAUGAAUCCCCUGUAAGGAUAGGAUUCAGGACAAGCCGAGGGCAGUUCUUCGUUAGGAACCAGACAGAGCAUGGACACUUUGUCGUAUACCCUGCUGGAGUCUUCUACCUGGACUGUGACCCAUUACCUGCCAACUAUGGUUACCAGGUGUUCCAGAAGGAUGGCCAGGAUGUGUACCCACAUAUAGUAAGACGGAUAGGUGAAGAAUACCGAGAUGACUCUGGCCGCAUCAAACUUGUGUGGUCGCGCAGAGGAAGGCAGUACUACAGACGACUGAUCUUUAACCCUCCUCAGCUACAGGAUACUGGGAUCUACACAUGUUACAGUGAUAAAUAUCCACAGGUCUCACACAGUGUCAGAAUUAACAUUCAAGAGGUGACGUGCCAAGAUCCGGGUAUCCCAGCAUACAGCAGGAGGAGUGGAAGUUCAUACUAUGUCAACAAAUUCAUCAUGAAUGAGCACGUGACCUACUCAUGCCAGGAGGGCUUCCGACUGCAGGGUGUUCCUAACCUCUGGUGCAGGUGGGACGGCACAUGGUCGGACAACCCACCCACUUGUGCAGCGAUGGUGAGCUGUCCUGUGCCCUCUGUGCCUGACAAUGGUGAGAUGAGGGGACAGACCUUCUUUGCCAACAGCACCGUGUCUUUCAGCUGUGAGCCAGGCUUUAUCUUGAAUGGCCCCAAACAGAUCACAUGCCUCACCAGUGGACAUUGGUCAGACAGUUUCCCGACAUGUGAUGUCCUCAACUACGAGUGUCCUGCGCCAGAACAUUCUGAGAAUGUGGUGAAUACUCGCCCAAAAGCAACCUACAAUGUCGGGGAUACCAUCACAUUUCAGUGCAAGCCCAACUUUGUUCUUACUGGAGAGGAGAUUCUGCGGUGCAUGGCUGAUUUGACAUGGUCUGCAGACGUUCCUGAAUGCCACGCUGAGAUUGAUGAAUCCUCGUCAAGACCACGCCCACGGACGUUAUGUGGAGAUCGUGUGUGCAAUGAGUGGGAGAAGUGUGUCAAUACAACAUCCUCACAUCGGAGAUGCAUCUGCAUUCGUCCCCAAGACUGCCCCAGAGGUGGGAUGAGGGUGUGCAGCAAGGAUGGUACAGUGUUUGAGAAUCAGUGCAGGCUGAUGGCUGCGGACUGUCUGCCUAACUACAGCUUCGAGUUCUCCCACAUCACAGAAGAUGGUGAAUGUACAGGUGAAGUUGAUGAAACACAGGGAGCAAGUGGGGAUGCAUCCUUCAGCGCAGGUGGAGGGGCACAUCUAGGUGGACGGGCAGGUGCAGCAUUUGAUCCUGUGCAGCCAACACCUGCUGAUGAAGAAUUGACGACUUUAUCUGGAAGUGAAGAAAUCUUCUCUGACUUAAGGAUACCAGAUACGAAUGGGCAGAGAUAGAAGUUAUGUUCCUUAAGUCUCCACACAUAAUAUUGAAGACGUGUUAUUUUGGUUUGGUUUGGCGAUAACUGAAUGAGUACAAAGUACAUAUAGUCUCAAUUCAAAGAUUGUGUUUUAAGAGGCAGACAAAUUGUUAAUAUCUGAAGUAAUACAUAUUUGCAUACAUGCCAUAAUUUGUGUCAAGGGCUCUAUGACAAACAUCAGUAGAAGUAUUUUGCAACAAAAAUAUAUAAAUAUGUAUGUACAGUAUCGUCUUUGAUGUAACAAAUAGACAGUAUAGUAAAAUUCCAUUUCCAAUGAUAUAGUGGCCUGUUGAAUUGUUUGUAUUUCAAUGAUUUGUUCUGUUCUGAAAUACAGCAAAGUUAUAUAGCUGGACCGCAUCGCUUUGGGAUUUGGGGAUUCCGUGCAUUUAACAAAAGUGUGCGGUAAUCAGUUGAAUGUGCAAUCAACUGUAUUUCAAUGGCAAGAUGAAAUAUUGAAUAUUGACCAGGUAUCAAUAAUUGUUGGCCAACAAUUUAUAAUACGCUUAUCAUAUAUAGAGUGACAUCUAUUUCUUAAUUAGCAUCAUAUCAUAUAUUUUUUCUUAUUUACUUAAAGUUCACCGCAAAACAAGGCUGUUGGAGCCACUUAGACGUUUUGGGUUACAAUACUGUAUUGUGAAGAAAGAUGUGUGUUAACCCUUGACUUAAACAGUUGUAGAUUGUAUCCCAUGGGAAAGCAGGUCCGUGGAAGCUCAUUCCAUAGCGAAGUUGUUCUUGGAAAAAAGCUCUGAGCGUGGAACUUCCUCCUAGAGUAUGGUAAUACAACUUGAUAACAGAUGUACGGCUUGUAAACAAACUUUAGAUGACACUUGUGUUCAAAUUCAAAUACUUUUCCCAUGCAA
This is a messenger RNA of Branchiostoma floridae (Florida lancelet), 5515 nucleotides long. RefSeq names its product sushi, von Willebrand factor type A, EGF and pentraxin domain-containing protein 1-like. NCBI's taxonomy places the organism in Eukaryota, Metazoa, Chordata, Leptocardii, Amphioxiformes, Branchiostomatidae. The record is from RefSeq and is a predicted model, not a curated record. Gene Ontology annotation, cellular component: extracellular region. Bases 178 to 4632 code for a protein of 1484 amino acids. Gene Ontology annotation, molecular function: peptidase inhibitor activity; protein binding. The transcript has 24 exons.